AUGAAGGUCCUCCUUUGCCUUGGUUUCUUUCUGUGCUUCUAUCUCAGCUCAGAGGCAAAAAUCUAUACCAAGUGCGAGUUAUACAGAAUGUUCCAGCAAACUGGACUUUCUGGAUAUCAUGGCAUCAGCGCUGCAAACUGGAUAUGUCUGGCCUACUAUGAGAGCAACUACAACACCGCAGCUAUAAACAACAAUGGGCCAAGCCGUGACUAUGGAAUAUUUCAGAUCAACAGCAAAUGGUGGUGCAAUGAUGGAAAGACAGCAGGGGCAGUCAACGCUUGCCACAUCAGCUGCCAGAGUCUCCUGAAUGAUAACAUUUAUGAUGACAUUGAGUGCGCUAAACGAGUUGUGCGGGACCCCAAUGGCAUUGGAGCUUGGGUUGCCUGGAGGAACCAUUGCAGAGGAAAGGAUUUGAGCCGAUUUACAUCUGGAUGCUAA
Molecule: messenger RNA, 438 nt
Organism: Bufo gargarizans (Asiatic toad)
Lineage: Eukaryota; Metazoa; Chordata; Amphibia; Anura; Bufonidae
Product: lysozyme C-1-like
Exons: 4
Coding region: 1-438 (145 amino acids)
Molecular function (GO): lysozyme activity
Source: RefSeq, a predicted model, not a curated record